AUGUCAGCAACCGAUGGUGAAUCCCGCCACGUCCCUGACCGUGGCCCGGCCGUCUUCGCCGUCACCGUCGCGACCCUCGCCCUCGCGACCGUCUUUGUGGCUGCUAGGCUCUUUUGCCGCUCUGCCAUUGUCAAGAGAAUCAGCUGGGACGACAGGAUCAUGGGCUUGGGUUGGAUACUUGCCUUCGGUCUGUCAUUCACUAUCGCAUAUGGCACGCAAAAAGGCCUGGGCAAGUACGACGAUGACAUCGAUGCGGGCGACCUCGGGGCCCUGAGACGAUGCGAAUAUGUCUUUUCUGUACUCUAUAAUCCGGCCCUCAUGGCAACCAAGUCCAGCAUCCUCGUCUUCUACCUCCGUCUUUCCAAGAACACGCAGAGGGUUUUACGCUUCGCUUCGUGGGCCACACUCGCCGUGGUAAACCUCGCCGGGGCCGUCCUUACUCUGGUGAACAUAUUCCAGUGCAGCCCUAUCAAUGCCGCCUGGCAAGUUUGGACCGAGCCAGUGCGGUGUAUCCCACUCCUGACCCUGUUCAUCUGCGCUGCCCCUGUUAACAUCAUCACCAACCUCGUCAUCGUGGCGCUUCCUAUUCCUGUCCUUACCAGCAUGAGAUUGCCUCCCAGGCAAAAGUACAUCCUGGUCUUCACUUUCUCACUCGGCAUCUUCGUCACUGUUGUCGAUGUUGUACGCAUAUAUUACCUUCAGCAGGCCAUAUCCGCCCCCGCUUCCCCCUCGACCGACCGAAAGUCCUCGUUUGGCGGUACGCACAAUUUCGCCUGGAACUCGUCCUUGUCCUUCAUGUGGAGUGCUGUCGAGGUCAAUGUCGCCAUGAUCUGCGCCUGUAUCCCAACCCUGAAGCCACUGAUGGUUCGGAUCCUCCCGGCCAUGCUCAUCGACCCGGACGGUACUCGGCGUAGUUCGAGCGGCCGCAAGGAGGGCUCGUCCGAUGUCCCUAGUAGGCUUGGGGGUGGCAGUGGCAGUGGCAGUGACGACAUUGGGAUCCAUGAGCCGGUCCCUGCCCGGGCCGCCGGUGGGCGUGAAAGAGGAGGAGGAGGAGGAGGAACGUGUACCGACACAGAGGCGGAGGCAAACGCAGACGAAGCCAUGUCAGCUCUCGAGUUUAUCACCAUGCCCAGCAGGCUAAGCCGCACCACUAGUAACAAUGCGACUGGACUCCGGAACGCUCAAACCAUGCCGGCGGCUAUGAGGGUUGGGCCACAAGCACAGGACAACUCGAUUUACUUUGGCUUCGUCGAUUUGAAACACCCGAAAAGCAUGAUCAAGUGCAACGCACGCGAUUCCUUUCGGCACUGCCUUGUCGUCACGGUUCUCUUCUUCCUUUGGGGCAUCUCGUACGGCCUCCUCAACACCCUCAAUAAUGCCGUUGCGGCCGUCUCCGAGAUGACGGACGCGCAAAGACUGGGUCUCACGACUGCCUACUUCGGCUUCGGCUACUUCUGCGGGCCCUUGCUCGUGGGUGAAUGGAUACUGCGACGGGACGAACACCACAGGGUGCACCGAGCGAGGGAUAAGGACGACACCAGUCGGAGCGUGGGCGGAUUCAAGGCCACCUUCAUCGUGGGCCUGUGCUUCUAUGGCGUGGGGACCAUUAUCUUUUGGCCUUCGGCCGUCAUGGAAUCGUGGGGUGGCUUCCUACUCAGCAACUUCGUCGUCGGCGUGGGCCUCUCCACCCUCGAGACGGGCGCCAACGCCUUCAUGGUCCUGUGUGGGCCGGCACCAUACGGCGAGAGCCGGCUGUGUCUCGCCCAGGCGGUCCAAGCCGUGGGCAGCGUCGUCAGCGUCCUGAUGGCGCAAAAGGUCUUCUUCGACGAACUCGACGACGAGGCUGCCAUCGAGUCACUAUCGCUCCUGAGGAUCCAGUGGACGUACCUCGCCAUCACCCUUUUCUGCGCCGCCCUCGCCCUGUUCUUCUACUACGUGCGCCUCCCCGAAGUGGGGGACGCGGAACUUCAAGAAGCUGCCAACCGCCUGCCCGUUGACCCGGAGAAGCGUACCGCGUUCGGCGGCCUCCAGCUCCGAACCGUUUGUCUCGUCCUUGCCGUGACGGCUCAAUAUACAUACACGGCGUGCCAGGAGUCUAACUCUAUCUUCUUCCGACCGCUUCUCGACCCCCACCGAGUCGCCGGCGUAGCAUACUCGAGCCCGCUCACCGCAGAGGACACAGACCAGCUUCCGGGCCUCGCGCUCUCCAUAGCGGACUAUCGUCUUGUGGCGCACGCCGCCUUUGCGCUGUCUCGCUUCCUCGCUGCCUUCCUCACGUACAUGGCGGUGAAGAACUCGCGUUUCCCCAGGCCCCGUACCCUUCUCGCCAUUAGCGUCGCCGCCUCGUUCCUCUUCGCCCUCCUCGUCGUCGUCCUGCACCCGCAGGACCCCAAUAUGCUGGUCAUCCCCGUCAUUCUUUUCUACUUCGCGGAAGGGCCGUGCUGGCCCCUCAUUUUCGCCAUCGGCCUGCGAGGUCAGGGUCUUCGAACUAAACGCGCGGCGGCGUUCAUCACAAUGGGCGGAUCCGGGGCAGGAUUUUUCCCUUUUGUUGUGUGGGCCAUCACCCAACAUGGAGGGACGGUGCAGCUGGGCUUCGUCGUGAUUGUGGCGCUGUGCGUCGUCACGUUCGCGUAUCCCUUGUUCCUUGGUGUGGUUCGUGAUGCCCGGAUCAUGACGGAUCCGCGAAACACCGUCGUCUUGAGCGGUGGCAGCCGAGUCGCGUCUCUGUCUAGAUACAGAAGAGACCGGGGGGAGGGUUUCGACGGCGGGGAUGCGGCGAGGACGUGGCCGCGGAGUUGA
Molecule: messenger RNA, 2799 nt
Organism: Sodiomyces alkalinus F11
Lineage: Eukaryota; Fungi; Ascomycota; Sordariomycetes; Glomerellales; Plectosphaerellaceae
Product: MFS general substrate transporter
Exons: 2
Coding region: 1-2799 (932 amino acids)
Source: RefSeq, a predicted model, not a curated record